Molecule: messenger RNA, 1284 nt
Organism: Schistocerca serialis cubense
Lineage: Eukaryota; Metazoa; Arthropoda; Insecta; Orthoptera; Acrididae
Product: myrosinase 1-like
Exons: 8
Coding region: 1-1284 (427 amino acids)
Biological process (GO): carbohydrate metabolic process
Molecular function (GO): beta-glucosidase activity
Source: RefSeq, a predicted model, not a curated record
AUGGCAAACACCCUAGCAAGUGUCUCACCACAAUACUUUGUGGUGCAGGUACAGGGGGCGGUGAAGAAACAACCAACAAGACGUGGUCCUGUGCUCAUCGCACAGGCAGGUAAGACGCCACUCUUUGCUGCCAGGGAAGCCGUGGCAGCUGCAGCCGCCCCCACCACUGCCGCCUCUCCCCUCCACACCAGCACUGUUCUGGCGUCCAAGGACCACUCUCCCUAUGCCAACCGGCUCAGGAUUGUGGCAACAAUCAUCUCCACAGCCAGGCUGCUCACUGGGGCAACGCACCAUCUCCUCCCUCCAUGUUCUUGCCUAAACCACAAGGUUCAUGCACCUCCCUACUCCUCCAAGCAGCCAUCGUCAUUACUGCAGCCAGAUACAGCAUCGUUGUCAUCGUUCAGUUGGAGUCAUAAGAGCAGCCUAAUGCUGGUGCUACUGGUGGCAGUUGUGUCUGCAGUAGUAGCGGAGAAAUCGGCUGUGGACUUGUCACGGCUGCCUGACGGCUUCCUGAUGGGCACAGCCACGUCUGCCUACCAGACAGAGGGCGCCUGGAACGAGGAUGGUAAAGGAGAGAGCAUAUGGGAUAACUUGGUGCACAGGAACCCCAACUAUUCGGUUGACUGCAGUAACGGCGAUGUGGCAGCCGACUCGUAUCACAAGUAUAGGAGAGACGUCACCAUGCUCAAGGAAUUGGGGGUGGACGUUUACAGAUUUUCGGUGUCCUGGCCUCGCAUAAUGCCCACUGGCGACCCGACUGAGAUCAACGACAAGGGCGUCGCCCACUACGAUGCACUCAUCAACCUGCUGCUGGAGAAUGGUAUCACACCCAUGGUGACGAUGUACCACUGGGAUUUGCCGCAACGCCUGCAAGACUUAGGUGGAUGGGCCAACCCGAUAAUGGCUUACUACUUCGAGGAGUACGCCAAUGUGCUCUUCACCAAGUUCGGCGACAGGGUGAAGUGGUGGGUGACGAUCAACGAGCCGGAGCACAUCGCGGCGGGCUACGAGCCUGCUCUUUCCGUAUACGUACCCAGCGUGGCGCCGGGGCUGCCCGGCCACCCGGGCGUGGGCUCCUACCUGGCGGCCCACACGAUGCUGCUGGCGCACAGCCGCGCCUACCGCCUCUACAACACCACCUUCCGGCACCGCCAGCACGGUCGUCUGGGACUGGCACUGAGCGCUGUACACAUACAGCCUGCGUCGGAUGCUCCAGAGGAUGUUGCGGCUGCGCGCCGUCUCUUCCAGUUCCAGGUGCGUAGUCAGUCACGUAGCAGGUAUUAA